Messenger RNA from Meriones unguiculatus (Mongolian gerbil), 1925 nucleotides. RefSeq names its product WD repeat domain 88 (gene Wdr88). Bases 1 to 1641 code for a protein of 546 amino acids. The transcript is spliced from 11 exons. The record is from RefSeq and is a predicted model, not a curated record. Lineage: Eukaryota; Metazoa; Chordata; Mammalia; Rodentia; Muridae. Gene Ontology annotation, molecular function: protein binding.
AUGGCCUCACCACCAGACUCCCGGAAAGCCUUGGGGGUUACCAGCAGAGGUUCUGCAGAGCUCAGGAAGGGCUCAGGGGAAACUAGGAAACUCUCUGCCGAGAUGAGGAAAGACUCAGAAGAGGCCCGGAGGGAUCUUGCCCAAGACGGGAGGAAGAAGUCUUCAUUAAAGAGGUCCCCUGAGUCCAAGAAGGGCAAUGUUGACGAGGGCAGGAGGGCUACAGUUAGGACAAGGAAGGCUUCCAUCGACAGCGAGCUGAGGACUCCGAUUAAGGGGACGGUCGGUAUGUCCUCCAUCUUUAGCAGUGUGCGACCCAACAGGUUGCCCUGGGUCACCCUGCUGCGAGCGGUGAACCGAUUCAAGAUCUCCUUCCCUGAUAUCCGUCGGGACCAGAUUCUGGCCGCCUGCGACCCCUUGCUCAUAGAGUCGGAGCACCCGUCCCACCAGAGGCACUCCAAAACGCCAGCGAUGCAAUUCUGGGGCGACCAGCAGCAUCUCUCCAAGGUCCCAUACAAAAUUCUGGCCGGGCACGAACGCAUCGUGAGCUCCUGCCAGUUUUGCAUGGAUGACACGCGGUUUGUCAGCGGCUCCUACGACUGCUCCGUGAAGCUGUGGGAUGCGGCUGAAGGAUACGUGCUUUCCGAAUUCAAGCCACAGCCCAAGGCGCCUGUUUUAGAAUGCAGCACCUCGGCUGACAGCAGAAGGCUCAUCGCAUCAUCUUAUGAUAAGACAGUGAGGGCUUGGGACAUGGAGACGGGUCAGCUUCUGUGGAAAGUCAGGUUUGAUACCUUCGUGGUGUGCUGUAAGUUCUCUCCUGAUGGGAAGUACGUCCUGGCGGCCUUGGAUGUGGACUGUGGGUUCUGCCUGAUGGAUCCGGUGAACAUCUCCAUCGUGGUCCAGAUCAAAGAUCAUCACAAAAGAUCCAUCACAGCGUGCUGCUUCGACCCUGACAGCCAGAAGGUGGCUUCUGUCUCCAUAGACAAGAGUAUCAAGAUCUGGGACAUUACAUCCCAAGCCACGCUGCUCACCAUCCCCAAGGCACACAAAAAUGCCAUCUCAGACUGCUGCUUCACCUUCAGUGGCCACUUCCUGUGUACCAGCUCCUGGGAUAAGAAUAUAAAGAUAUGGAACGUCCACACGGGGGAGUUUCGAAACCGAGGCGCCUGUGUGACUCUGAUGAAGGGCCACCAGGGCUGCGUGAGUUCCUGCUGCAUCUCCAGAGACAACUCUAUACUCAUUUCCGGUGGGUUUGACAAGACCGUGGCUAUCUGGGAUGUCGGAGAUGGCUACCAGAAGCUGGCACUCAAGGGCCACGACGACUGGGUGACGGACGUUGCUAUUAGCAACAACAAGAAAUGGAUCCUCUCGGCUUCAAAGGACAGCAACUUGAGGCUAUGGAAUAUUGAAGAGAUUGACAAAAUUCCUUUGGUAAAUGAGAAGAAAAAGGCCAAGGGCGUCAAGGUCAAGCAGUGCAAAACUUGCGAACAGCUUUACUCGACCUUCGAAGAGGAGUACUCUACCAAACUGUCCAACCGGUGUGUGCACUGCCGGCGAGAGAAUCGCUUCCUGCCCGGCUAUCGGUCGUCUUCAUCGUCGUCGUCGCAGCUCUCCUCGUCCUCGUCUCAGGGUGAAUAUUUCUGAGCAUCCCGAGCGCAGGCCGCCCGCCCUCCAGCCUGCGGCGUUCUGCAGGGCCCUGCGCCGAGCCUUCUCCCAUCCGGCGGACGGCACCCAGCAGACCGAGGCAGGGGCAGGCUCUGACUGGACUCAGCGUGGUGCUGCCUCUCUGCCCCGUCCCCAGAACCCUCCAGAGGCGAACAUUUUUUUUUUUACUGUUAAUCUAGAAAUAAAUGUAGAUUCCCUUGCAAGACGACAAGCGUGCGGAGGAGUUGCAGAAGCCGUUUGCGCUUUAGCUUUAUGCCCCGGUG